Magnolia sinica is the source of this 662-nucleotide messenger RNA. RefSeq lists its product as uncharacterized. Lineage: Eukaryota; Viridiplantae; Streptophyta; Magnoliopsida; Magnoliales; Magnoliaceae. The transcript has 3 exons. The record is from RefSeq and is a predicted model, not a curated record. The coding region runs from base 1 to 489 and encodes 162 amino acids. Gene Ontology annotation, molecular function: metal ion binding.
AUGGGGAUGAUCGAUCCCUUCAUUUGGGCGGUCCAAACACCUCCCAAGGUACAACCGACCGAUGCCAAGCUGACUGAACAGAUCAGAUCAGGCAGCAGGCUUCGUUUUGCUGAGAUACCAUCAUUCCAAGAAGUGUCGUUCUUCGCCGUCACUGGUUUCAAAGGAGUGGAGGGUGUAACGGUGGACAACAGUAACAACAAGCUAACAGUGGUGGGGAAAUUGAACCCCGAGAAGAUUAGAUCAAGUGUCGAGAACAAGAUAAAGAAGAAGGUGGAGCUCGUCUCUCCCCUCUCCGAGAAUGAUAAGUCUGGGGAAAACAAAAAAGGCAGUGGCAGAGUUGGGGAGAAAGACCAGGCAAACGGAGAAUUGAUAAAUGUGGACCCGAACAAGUACGGCGGCGCGUACUUGGGUAUGUAUUACCCAAUUGAGAACGUGCACCAUCCCUCUAAUUUCAACCAUGAGAAUUCGAAUGUGUGCUCGGUUAUGUGAGGAGAAGGUGGUGGUGUAUAACUAGAAGUGUGAAUUGUAAGAUUGAAUGCAACAUGUAUGAUUGAUUUAUGCAUCACUUGUGGAGAUCAUAAAACUGAAUAAUUGAAUCUUAAAUGUGUACCUUAAUGGUGGUAGAUUGUUUGGAUGUGAAUCGAUGAACUUGGUCUUUCGCA